This is a messenger RNA of Hyaloperonospora brassicae, 783 nucleotides long. The record is from the annotation of a GenBank genome assembly. Lineage: Eukaryota; Oomycota; Peronosporomycetes; Peronosporales; Peronosporaceae.
AUGGUACAAGAAAGCACUUGUGCACAUUUUCGUUUGCUGGUCCAUCAAGCGGUGCAUGUAGCUUCGAGAGCGUGCAGCUUUGUAUCGAAAAAGCACAACCCUCGCGACGAUUUCAAGCACUCAGGAGAACCGCCUCGAGACAGUACAACCACGCUGAAUGGAAGCGCAUGUGUCGCUGACGAGAACGGUAGUCCUGCUGGAAGCGACGAUGAAGAUGUGCUCACUUCACUUGGUGCAUCGUAUCGCGCGUGGCAAGUUUACCAUCGAGAGAAGCGAGCCCACGACUAUACCAAGACCAGGUUGGUCGAUUCCAUCAAACGAGAAAACGAGCUGACCAAGCAGAUGGCGCGUGUUGGUGGAUCUGUGGAAGGCAUCGAGCGCACAUUGAUGGGGCUCGAAGAUCUCGAAACUGCCGUGGCCACAUCAAACGAGUUGUUGCUCGGUGCUGGAGUGACCAGAAAAGCAGCAGACAAAGAUGCCGAGUGCACGCUCGAAAGUCCGUGCCAAAUGCACCUUGACCGUGUCCAUGAAGCAGAAAGCGCUGUCUUGCACUGGAAAACACAGUACGAGAAAGUGCUCCCAGAGCUAGCAGCAUGCCAUUUGGAGAGGGACCGGCUCGUGGGAGAGCUCCGCAUGGCCAAGAAAACUGCAGUGUUGAUGAUGAACCGACAAAUCGGUCAACUUGAGGCGCUGAAUAGCACCCACCACCAGUCUCUUCCACGCAUUCCUCGCCACCGUAGGAUCGACGUCAAGAAGCGGUCGUACAGCGACGUUGUGAUUUGA